Messenger RNA from Aphanomyces invadans, 881 nucleotides. RefSeq lists its product as hypothetical. The record is from RefSeq and is a predicted model, not a curated record. The transcript has a single exon. The coding region runs from base 239 to 655 and encodes 138 amino acids. Lineage: Eukaryota; Oomycota; Saprolegniomycetes; Saprolegniales; Verrucalvaceae.
GCUGUCACAGGGUUUUGUGCGUCGGCGCGGGCGCUCUGGGCCGGAAUUCUCAGCACAAUGUGUCUCGAUGAAGAAGGGGCUGGCGCGUUUCCAUGCCUACGGCAUCCACACAGAGACGGAGAGGUGUCGGGUGCCCCCGCGACAAAAGAAUUCCGUACGCCCCGAAGCACCACAACGCCAUGACGUCGAGGGAGUCGAGUUUCCGACAACCCCACCACACGGACCAUGUUGAAACCGAAUGUGGGAGACGCGCCAUGUCGUCGCCCGAUGCAAUUCGCAAGGUCCUUGCCAUGGAUGCAGAAAGUUUGACGUGCGUUGUGGAAUUGUACGCAUCCAUGUACACAUUGGUAUGGCCCCCCCCCGCCGAGCUUCGCCCAAAUGCAAUCGAAGUUUUCGUUUUUGCGCUGUGCGUUUACACGUUGCCCCUGUAAUCGUACAAGCCCACGUCCUCGCUUGCUUCAAGAAUGCCAAGCAGGCACUGACCUUUCUUCUCCCCUGUGACGCCAGUGUUGACUCCCAUACACAGUGCCUGCCAUCCAUGCCCCGACCCCCCCUCGUGCCCGAAACACUUGAACCAAUGCGCGAGACGGUUGCAGAGGUCGCGGGUUGCGUACUUGACAACUCUCUGGGGCGGUCAUUGCGUCGAACGGAAUAAAAGAGCGUGCUCCAUAACCCUGUGUGCCUGUGUGGCUGGCUUCGUGUGCCAUAACAUCGCCAGGGCUUCGCUGAACGAAUGACGUGUCUGACCAGGCUUGGAAACUCCUCAAGGCGAGAGGGGGUCGUCCACUUUGACCGGUGUCUGUGGUCUUUGCAGGGUCAUGGCACCUUUCGUUCCACGAAGGAGAAUCCCACGAAGACAGAGCGCCAGCGAUCGCCCCGUC